Cyclopterus lumpus (lumpfish) is the source of this 4007-nucleotide messenger RNA. It is a transcript of the gene pdgfbb, whose product is annotated as platelet-derived growth factor beta polypeptide b. Lineage: Eukaryota; Metazoa; Chordata; Actinopteri; Perciformes; Cyclopteridae. Bases 741 to 2330 code for a protein of 529 amino acids. The transcript has 8 exons. Gene Ontology annotation, molecular function: growth factor activity; platelet-derived growth factor receptor binding. The record is from RefSeq and is a predicted model, not a curated record. Gene Ontology annotation, cellular component: membrane. Gene Ontology annotation, biological process: positive regulation of cell population proliferation; positive regulation of cell migration; positive regulation of ERK1 and ERK2 cascade.
AGUGAUAAGACUCCUUGGAAGAAGAGGACCGCAAACUACAGAGCUGACCCGCGACGUUGUUUCAGGACGUUCAGCGCGUGAGCUGGACUUUUUUGACUUUUGACUUUUUUUUUUUUUACGCGUCACGGUUAAAUAGACACUUGCCAAGAGAAGUCAAUUGGAUAUAUUUUGAAUAAAGCUGGACAUCCUUGGAAUAAUUUAAACUUUCCACACUUUCCGAGUGUCCCCGGAUACAGUUUUGUCUUGGGAAGUUGUGCGACUUGGAAAUGUCAUUGCAUGUUCUUUUGCUCAUUUAAAUGUGAACUAUUGCAUGCUUCUUUUUCGCCGUAAAACGCACACUUAAGCGCAAGGUGGACUAAAAAGAGAAAGACACGGACAUCAAGUUGAAGACAAAGCGCCUGCAUUGAAACUUGGGAGGUUCUUGUCACUCCUCCAGCACAGAGGAGAUCCUUUUUGUUGGUUGUCUUCUUCUCUCUUUUUACGGGGACUUAAAGUUGCGUGCCGCGGCACCGAGCGCGAGCGCUUUCUUCUCCCUCUUCCUCGGGAUAUCUCGUCUGGAGAAACGAACCGUGUGGACAGACCGUCGAUACGCGCGCGCAGUUCCGCAGGGCGAGCCGCUGUCCCCCCCCCCCCCCCCCCCCCCCCCUCCCCUCCCCGCGCGCGCAGUGCUGAGGAGAGAGGGACUCUCGCGCUUCCAUAAAUGCCCGGUCCGUCGAAGAGGCUCGAGGCUGGGCAGCAAGAUGAGCUCGUGGGUGCAGCUGCUGCUCGCGUUGCUGGCGGCGUGUCCGCGGUUCGGCGUGGCCGAGGGGGAGCCUCUGCCUGCAGCCCUGGUGGAGCUGGUUAGAAACAGCCCCAUCUCCUCCAUAGAGGACCUCCAGCUGCUGCUGCUCACUGACUCCGUAGACGAGGAGGACGGGACUUCUGCGGCCAAUGGAGGUCAGAGACUACCAAGGAGCCUCGAUGCCCAGCCGGCUCAGCAGGCUCUUUGCAAAGUUCGUACAGAGGUGGUUGAGGUCACCAGGGCGAUGUUGGACCGCAGCAACGCUAACUUCAUGCUAUGGCCGCCCUGCGUCGAGGUGCAGCGCUGCUCUGGUUGCUGCAACACCAAGAGCCUGCAGUGCGUCCCUGUCGUCACGCACACCAGAUACUUGCAGGUCAUGAAGAUUGAGUACAUCAACAAAAGACCCAUUUACGCUAAAGCCGUGGUGUCAGUUGUCGAUCAUGUGGAGUGCCGAUGCCAGCCGGCUCCACGGCCUCCUGCGCCCAAGAAGAAAUCCUCGCGCAGACAACAUAACCACCAGCAUCGGAACCACACGCUCAGCCAAGGACAUGGACAGGUCAAGGUGCACUCCAAGGAUGAACUCCAUCAGUGGGAUGAUCUGAAGCAGAACCAGAGGGCCAACCUGGAGGACCUCCUGGAGCAGCACUGGAGCCCCAGAGGAGACACCUUCACUCAGCCUGGAGAAGGGUACAGCCUGGCUGGGAAAGACACAUCUCGCACUGGAGAGGCGGUUCCUUUGGCUCCACAUUGGGCGCAUAAUGCCACCAGGCUCCUUGAGACUAAAGACCAAACUGAAAAUCUGGAGGAUGUGGAGAGGAAAAAUGGAAGAAUCUCAAAUGGCAACAAGACUGUUUCCUCGGUGGACAAUGUUGGCGUGGAGGUCAAGAACGAGUUGGUAGAAGGUGGGGAGGGGUUGCCGCUCCCCAGCACUGAAGGGACAGUUAACGAGGGAAACGGUAGCAGGGAAGAAGGCACGCAAACACGCAGUCCAUUAUGGCAAGACAACAAAUCCAAACUUUCAAAGAGCCACACGAGUGGAUCUUCUCACCUUGGUCCUGGUCAUCAGAACCCUGAAGCCAAGUUCAGUCCUACCGAGGCGCCCAGUGAGCGAGCUGGGAGCAGGUUACGAGCGACCAAAGAGCCAAAUCCAGAGCCUCGAGAACAGGCGAGACGGAGAGACAAUGACACUCCUGAGGAGGUGAUGAUAUUACAGACUGAGGAAGAAAAAGUGGAGCAGGAGAGAAAAGAGCUUCUACUUCUCCACAAGAGGCUGGACCAAGAGAAGGAGAUACUGAGACAGCAGCAGAUGAAGCAAGAGGAGGAGGAAAGGCAGAAAGAAAAGGAAAUGGAUAGCCAACAUCACCCGCAUGGUAAACAUCGUCAUCAUCUGCAAACAACAACAACACAGGAUCCAGCGACAACAUCUGCGACAACCACACGGCGGCCCCCAGCUCCAGCGAGCCCCAGACCCCCAGCCCGUCCAAAGAAAAGGAUGAGGAAGAAUCGCAAACGGAUCAGCAAGGCAGCUAUGAGAGCAAUGCUAAUGUAGAGCUAAAAUAAAGCCAAGACACCAAGGGAACUUGGUGCAGUUCGUGGAUCCAGAGGUGCAGCGGAGUGACUCCCUUCAUAUAAGUACUUAUUCAGUAACCUGCUCGUCCUGUGAGAUCUCCUCCAUAACACUACUAAUGACCGCCUGGUGAACCUGUAACUACACCCGUGUGGAGUAAGACGAGGGUAAGAGGAAAAUGGAAUAUACCUAAAAAGUGGACCUUGUCAAGAAAACGUGCUUGCCUCUACUGCGACAGUUGCUGGUAUGAAGACGGACAGAUUGUGUUCAAGCACUCAACCUGUGGGGCACUAAAACGGCAUCGCUGUAGAACUGUGGACAAUAGUGCAAUUUCAGAACUCUUCUUGAAACCUUGUUUUGAUAUCAACAAAGAAAAACUGCACUUAAAUCUUGACAGAACCGAGUCUAUAUGGGGUUCAAAUGACAAAGUCUGUUGCUGAAAGACGCCUUCGAUAACCACAACCAGAUGGACGACUAAGGACAUUUGGUGGAAAAAGGGAUAUUUUGUGUCAUUGAAGAUUCUGUUUUAUUUUAAUCAGAUAAUAUCAGAAACAAUCAUCUGCAACAAAAAGUGAUGUUGACUAAAAAUAUGCAUUAUCUUCACAUACUGAGGGGCUCAGUGUCGGAAAGAUAAAGCUGUGUAGAUUCACCCUACCAAGCCCUGAUAUCAUUCAUUAGCUCCGUAAAACACAGCGAUGGUCUCAUUAACCGUAUUUAAUUAUAUUUAACUCAUUGCAAACACUGGAAUUACACAGAUGUGAUACGAGAACAAAAUCACAAAUUGUUGCAUUGCAAAAUCUCAUCACAGAUGUGAGGGAAAAGGUGCUAUCUAAAUACGAGGUGAUAGCAUUAUACCUGUGACCUGACGUCGCGCUAUGUUUCUUAUUUAUUUAUCUCUGCCAUUUUCUUUGGAUUAACUUUUUUUAUACAACAUGCGACCAAACAAGAUGUGGGCCGUUAUGGCUGGGUGGCUCAAACAGAAAGAAAGACAGCAAGAUAAAAAAGAAAAGAAAAGAUGAAACACUUCUGUGUCCUCCCAGGAUCAUGCAGUGUUUCACUUCUAUGUCAAAAAAGUGUUUGUUUUGUAUGACCAAGAGUGUGUGCGUGUGUGUGUGUGUGUGUGUAAGGGCUUGAGCCCACACCGACACUGCAUCUAAACGCUCAUGGAGAAGCAUUAAUAUGUUUGUCUCUUUCUCUCUUGGAUAAAGAUGUGUCUCUCUUUCACUGAAAUAUUCAUAUUCCUUUUAAACUCUGGGAGGAUGGAAAAAAACCUGACCUUCACAUUUUACUUCACGUGCCCACACUGCAUUUGUUUUGUUUUAAUAAUCCACAACACGUUGUUUUUGACAUUUCAAUUGCAGGAAAUGAGAAGGGUCAAAACAAGAACAUCAGAAAGAUACACAAUGCACAUCUAGAUAAUGUUUUUAUGUCCUUUAUAUAUCCAUUAGUAACAACAUGUGGAAACAUGCUGGUGAUGCUAUUUGUGUCCAAUAAUCCAUAAUCGGCCAAACACCUUAAGUUAUUGAAAACAUGACCCGCACGUGCUUUAUGCCAACUUACAACUGUUUUUGUCUCUGUUUUAUUAUGGCAAAAAAAAACUAAAUGUUUGCAAUAAUUAAUGCUAUUUUCAUAUGGGUAUAAGAAGCUAAUGUGCUUAAA